AAGAAAUGGGUGUCGUCGCUUCGCGCCUCUUCGGCAACAAUCGGCACCGGUCGAUAGUGUUCUUUACAAGUUCUUACUUCUUGGUUAUUUUACUCACAGUGAUUUUAGGCUUUUCUUUAUGGAAUUUUCAAACUUUAUUUUAUAAAAAAAAAUCAUGAAAGUGGAAUAGUAAAGAAAAUUUUAUUUAGAUAAUCUUCUAUCAAAAAUGAUAGGGGGUUUAUUUGUCUAUAAUCACAAGGGAGAAGUUCUCAUCUCCCGUGUGUAUCGCGAUGACAUUGGACGUAAUGCCGUUGAUGCUUUUCGUGUAAAUGUCAUUCAUGCACGUCAACAAGUUCGUUCGCCGGUGACAAAUAUUGCUAGAACAUCAUUCUUUCAUAUAAAACGUGCAAAUAUUUGGUUAGCCGCAGUCACAAAGCAAAAUGUUAACGCUGCAAUGGUUUUUGAAUUUUUACUUAAAAUUAUUGAAGUCAUGCAAUCUUAUUUUGGCAAAAUAUCCGAGGAGAAUAUUAAGAAUAAUUUUGUGCUGAUUUAUGAAUUACUCGAUGAAAUCUUGGACUUUGGCUAUCCGCAGAAUUGCGAUACUGGUGUGUUAAAAACAUUUAUAACACAACAGGGAGUAAAGUCAGCGACAAAGGAAGAACAAGCGCAAAUAACGUCGCAAGUCACAGGACAAAUUGGAUGGAGAAGAGAAGGAAUUAAAUAUCGUCGAAACGAACUGUUCUUAGAUGUAUUGGAAUAUGUGAAUCUCUUGAUGAGUCCUCAAGGCCAAGUUUUGAGUGCUCAUGUUGCUGGAAAGGUUGUCAUGAAAUCAUAUCUUUCUGGUAUGCCCGAGUGUAAAUUUGGAAUUAAUGAUAAAAUAGUGAUGGACACUAAGGGAAUGAAGGGAGUGGGUGGAAUUUGCUGUGGUAAUGAAGAAGCAUCUAGUUCUCGCUCUGGUAAACCUGUGGUCGUAAUAGACGAUUGCCAGUUCCAUCAAUGCGUCAAGCUCUCGAAAUUUGAGACCGAACAUUCCAUUAGCUUUAUACCUCCUGAUGGAGAAUUUGAAUUGAUGAGAUAUCGCACAACGAAAGAUAUUUCACUGCCAUUCCGUGUUAUUCCAUUGGUACGUGAGGUGGGACGCACCAAAAUGGAAGUAAAGGCAGUAUUAAAAUCAAAUUUUAAACCCUCAUUAUUAGGACAAAAAAUUGAGGUACGAAUUCCAACGCCAUUAAAUACAGCCGGUGUGCAAUUGAUUUGCAUGAAGGGAAAGGCUAAAUAUAAAGCAUCAGAGAAUGCAAUUGUUUGGAAAAUUAAGAGAAUUGCCGGAAUGAAGGAAACUCAAUUGUCAGCUGAAAUUGAUUUACUUGAGACGGACACAAAACGAAAAUGGACACGUCCGCCUAUUUCAAUGAAUUUCGAGGUACCAUUUGCACCAUCAGGAUUCAAAGUACGAUAUUUAAAAGUAUUUGAAUCGAAACUAAAUUAUUCCGAUCACGAUGUAAUUAAAUGGGUUCGAUAUAUUGGACGAAGUGGUCUUUAUGAAACUCGAUGCUAAUAAUACUCCAGAUUGUUAAUUGAAUAUAUAUAAAAAAAAAUGAAACUACUCUGAAUUGCACAUAUGAUCAUUAAUGGUAUAUACAUAUAUAAUGGGUUCGAGACAAUUUUUUUCUGUCUUAAUCGGUUCAAGACAAGCAUACUUUAAUUAUUAUUAUUAUUAUGAACUUUUACAACCAUUGAUUCCAAAAAAGGAGGAAAAAAAUUAGUGAAUGAAAAUAAGUGUAUAAAUGAAGUUGGUUUUGAACUUGGUGCGUACAUAUAUGUUCCUUGUUCGAAAAACAGAAUAUCAAGUAGACAGAAUUUACAAAUCAUGAUUAUAAUAAAAAAUAUAUAUAUUAUAUAUUAUAUAUUUAGAAGGACCUAUGUAUAUUAAAAUUAUACCUUCAAAAUGAAAUUAAAUAUUUCAAAUCUUUUUUUUUUUUUUAAUAAUUAUUAUUUAUGAUGUUUCAAAGAAAUUAGUGUAUGCUUGACCAUGACAAUAUUUUUAAUUAAGAGUCCAAUAUGCUCCAAUAUUAUUCAUUUUACGAAUUUUGUAUAGCUUCUCAGUGAAAUUAAUUGGAAGAAAAAAUUGUAUUUUAUUUUUUAAAUAGCAAUUUUAUUCUCAUGUAUGAAAAAAAAGAAAAUUGUAAGUAUAAACGAUUUCAUGUGUUCAGUGAAACAAAUAAAAUGGCUGGAGUUGAUCUUAAA
Messenger RNA from Leptopilina boulardi, 2223 nucleotides. RefSeq names its product AP-2 complex subunit mu (gene AP-2mu). Gene Ontology annotation, biological process: clathrin-dependent endocytosis; intracellular protein transport. Gene Ontology annotation, cellular component: cytoplasmic vesicle; AP-2 adaptor complex. The transcript has 5 exons. Gene Ontology annotation, molecular function: clathrin-cargo adaptor activity. The coding region runs from base 206 to 1534 and encodes 442 amino acids. The record is from RefSeq and is a predicted model, not a curated record. Lineage: Eukaryota; Metazoa; Arthropoda; Insecta; Hymenoptera; Figitidae.